AUGAACUCCCUUUUACAAACCCUCUUCUUUACUAAUGUUUUACGAAAGGCGGUCUACAAAAUUCCCACUGUAGGAGAUGAUAGUUCGAGAUCUGUCGCCUUUGCACUUCAACGCGUUUUCUUUGAUCUCCAAUUUUCCGAAAAACCAGUUGCAACAAAAAAACUUACGAAGAGUUUCGGCUGGGAGACAUUAGAUUCUUUUAUGCAACAUGAUGUCCAAGAAUUUUUACGAGUUUUAUUAGAUAAGCUAGAAAAUAAAAUGAAGGGUACUUUAGUGGAAGGAACAGUUCCAAAGCUUUUUGAAGGGAAGAUGACAUCUUUUAUUAAAUGCAAAAAUGUAAAUUGCAGUAGCACUCGAGUAGAAACAUUUUAUGAUAUUCAAUUAAGCGUUAAAGGAAAAAACAACAUUUACGAGUCAUUUAAAGACUAUAUAAGUACGGAAACAUUAGAUGGUGAGAAUAAAUAUGAUGCUGGGGAGCACGGGUUGCAGGAAGCUGAGAAAGGAGUGCGAUUUGACGAGUUUCCUCCUGUACUGCAUCUGCACCUUAUGAGGUUUCAAUACGACCCACAAAGCGAUGCGUCUGUCAAAUUUAACGACAGGUUUGAAUUUUAUGAAGAGAUCAACCUGGAUCCAUAUCUUCAGGAGAUACCGCAAAUACCAGCACAUUAUACGUUACAUGCGGUUUUGGUUCAUUCAGGUGACAACCAUGGAGGUCAUUAUGUAGUGUUUAUCAAUCCCAAAGGCGAUGGAAAGUGGUGUAAAUUUGAUGACGAUGUAGUAUCACGCUGUAGAAAAAAAGAAGCCAUCGAGUACAAUUUUGGUGGAAAGGAAGAUGCACCAUAUUUAGCAAGACGUGCAACAAGCGCGUAUAUGCUUAUUUACAUACAAACAUCACAGCUGAAGUAUGUUCUCCAAGACGUUACAGAGAAUGAUAUACCAGCGGAUCUGUACGAGCGCAUUAACGAAGAAAUGAGAUACGAGAUGGUAAGAACAUGCGGCCGAAAAAUAAGAUGCAGAAAAAUUAAAUCUGAUACGUCACUCAACUCCGCCAAGUAUUACGCGAAGAUAUUUAGUGCAUUAAAACAAUUCUUCACUUUACAGGCCAUAGCCGGUUCUAAAUAUAAAGGAAGAUAG
This is a messenger RNA of Parnassius mnemosyne (clouded apollo), 1134 nucleotides long. Lineage: Eukaryota; Metazoa; Arthropoda; Insecta; Lepidoptera; Papilionidae. The record is from the annotation of a GenBank genome assembly.